CACCCCCUUCGUUCGUCUGUCAGUCAAUCAAAUCGACAACAAAUCAAUCCGGAAUGCAAAAUUAAACACUGAAGUUUAAACUGAAAAUUCUAUUUUAAAACUGAUAUUGUUUAUAGUUUUUCAGUGAUUAUAUUUCUUGAUAAAUCAUACUUACUUUUUGCCUAUCCUAAUCAUUUCGUGUGUAUGUAAUACCUGGAGUUUUUUCAGUCUUUAGCAACAAGUGUUUGUGUAAUAAAUGUGUUAAUUUAAUGUUAAAUUCAGUUUAAAUACAGUCACAAAAUGUGGGAUAAAAUAAUAUAUAUUCUCAUUAUUACAUUAGUGACGUACAUUUUCAAGCAGCUCUUUUCCGAAACACCAAAUUUCGUGAAAUUUAAAUCAAAAUUUCUCAUUUUUUAUAUUUGGACUUCGGUUACUGCUGUAGUUUUGCUGCCGUUCUUUGUAUUCAAUCCGAAAAAUGUAAAAAAUUCCCUAUUUGGAUCUCAAAUAGUGAAGCAUGUUACCAAAAUAAUUGAAGUUAAAUGGCAUCUAAGGAAUGGCAGAGUUCUUGCUGAAGACCGAGGAGCUGUUGUGGUAUCUAAUCACCAAUCAUCAAUUGAUAUAUUAGGAAUGUUCAACAUAUGGCAUGUAGCUGAUAAAGUUGCAGCUAUAGCACGGAAAGAAAUAUUUUAUGUGUGGCCGUUUGGCCUUGCCGCAUACCUAGCAGGGGUUGUAUUUAUUGACAGAAAUAACUCAAAAGAUGCCUAUAAACAACUAAAAAUUACUUCAGAAGUCAUGAUUAAAAAUAAGACAAAGAUAUGGCUAUUUCCAGAGGGCACUAGAAACAAAGACUUCACCAAACUAUUACCUUUCAAAAAGGGUGCGUUCAACAUAGCAGUUGCCGCACAAGUGCCGAUAAUACCUGUCGUAUUCUCUCCAUAUUAUUUUAUUAAUAGGAACAAAAACAUUUUCAAUAAAGGCCACGUUGUUAUACAGUGUCUGGAACCUGUGUCCACUAAGGGUCUGACAAUGGAAGACGUUCCUGAGCUCAUUAUACGUGUUCGCAAUAUGAUGGACGCAGUUUACAAAGAACUAUCAAAGGAAGUACUCAGCGCAUUGCCACCUAACUACCCACUAGCCACCACAGAUUGAUCACUCAGGUAUGGGUGAGAUAUCCAAACAUAAGUAAUUAAACAACAAUACAUGUCUACAUUAUUAUUGAAUAAUAAUGCCAGACGCAAAACAUUAUAGCCAUAGUCAUUAUAGUUUUAUUUAGAAAGGAAUCAUUCUUAUUGUCAUUUAUUAAUUUGAUUGUUUUGUCAUGUUAUUUUAGAGAAAGUGUGUACAACGAGGCCAAUUAAACUGAAUACACAAACGUAUUAGUAGAAACUGAUACUGAUUUAUCAAGUAAACAACUGAGACAAUAGUUUUCCGGCUUUCUUUUGUUUACAUUUCUUAUAUCCAAUUGUAGUAAACGAUGUAUAAUAACAAUUGUUGCAGCUAAUGUGUAUAGCGUAACCGUGUUACAAAACCAGUUUCUACCCUGAAUACAGAAGUGAGUUGUUAAUCAUAGGCUACACUUCCAAUUGCAUAAGUUACUGAAAACGAUCACAGAAUCUUAAUUAAAUUUUGUCCCUUACAUAUUAAUUAAGGACUUGCAAGAAGAAUCUGGUUUUUACUUUGUAACACAUUCAUUUAUCAACCAAACAUUGAUUUCUAGAUUUAGUUUAUAGUCAUAUUUUAUGAGUAUUGUGACUUACGUACCAGUCAUUAUCAGCUUUUGUGAUAAUUAUUAUUUAGCUAUUAAAUAGCCGCUUUAUACGACUGAGCAAUAAACUUAACAUAGGCACUCUGUACUAUGAUUUUUUAUAAUUAUUAAUUUAGUGUUUGUUAAGUUACUCUACACUUGCAUGCCCGCUAUUUUUAGCUGCUUUAAUUUUAGUCAUUAUAUUUUUAUAGUUGAUAGUUGUAAUUUGAAAGCAAAUUCUUGAUUAAUAUUUCUAGGGUUAUUUUUAUAAUAACACAAGUCAAAACGCUAAUUCAUUCUCGAAUUAAAAAUGUGCCAUUUAAAUUUUUAUUAAUUAAGCGUCACAUUAUUGGACCCAAAGAUGAAGUGCGGUACCAGAAUACAUACAUAAACUGCAGUGAUUUAAAUUGUUUAUUUUGUGUAGUCAGUUUCAAAGAUACAUAAUAUCUAUCAAUUAACAUAUAAGUACUGUAUAAACCAGAGAUUCGGAUUGGAUUUUGAAAACACAUCAUUCACGCGCACCACCUAUUUCCGAUCCAGAGAUCCCAGAUAUAAUUCCCAAUUUCCCAGUGAGGGCAAAAUAAAAUUCUCUGCUUCCAUUGUAGCAAUAACUAAGCAUAGGUACUUACUUUGAAGCUGACGGAACAUAUAAAAUUCCUACUUUCCUGUGACAAAAAUCAACAAUCCCAAUGUGAUUCUUUAUGCCGUGUCUAUAUGUUCCUAUAUGUAUAGUGAUUUUAUGUUAGUACCUAACUACAUGGUGUUUAUUACAUAGAACAGUAUUAUUUUUAAAUAAUUGUCUUUAAUAUUUUCACUUGCGCAUGUAAGUAGUACAGUGUUUUUAAUAUCGUGCUAAUUCCAUCACGGACGCGGGAUUGCGUGACACCCGUAAGUGUCCAUUUCAUACAAGUACCUAUCGGUGCAUGAUGAAAUCCGGACGAUAUUAAAAAAGAACACCCCAAUAUAUGGUGAAAAUGCUUAAUAUUAUGCUUAUUUGAUAACUUAAGUUAGCUUACUAUUAAACUAACUUAAGUUAUCAAAUAUACUCGAUACAGAAAGUGUUUGUAUCAAUGGUGAUGCACCAGGAUUAAGGCAUUUCUUUUUUAUCAACCACUCGAAUUAGAACGAAUAUUGAUAUCUAUUUAUACAGUAUUCAGUUUUGUAAUAUGUAUUACAGUGUUCCUUUUUACAGUUUUAUAAGCGCGUCAACCUACAAUUUCUUAUUAUGUUUUGUCCUCUGAAUUUUGAAUUCUGUCUCUGAGUCAAAGUUCAAGAUCAGUUGGAGGAAAGUCAUUUGGGUUGAUGGUGCAAGCUUUUUUUUAGUUAACUACCAGGAACAUUCUCUCCUAACACCAUUUUCUUAUAAGAUGAACACACUCAGAAAUUGCACAAGAAUAAAGAUAAUAUAGGUACGUGUAUUUUGCUGUGUACUGCGCCGUGUGGGGGACGGCCGUAAAGAAUACCAUUCCCGCCGACCUCGUCAUUUUUCUUUGGUUUUUUCUAAUAUAAGGCUAAGCGUAAGCUGCGAUGUGGAUGAAAUUUAAUUAUCAAU
This is a messenger RNA of Ostrinia furnacalis (Asian corn borer), 3275 nucleotides long. Its product is annotated as 1-acyl-sn-glycerol-3-phosphate acyltransferase alpha-like. Gene Ontology annotation, molecular function: 1-acylglycerol-3-phosphate O-acyltransferase activity. The record is from RefSeq and is a predicted model, not a curated record. The transcript is spliced from 5 exons. Gene Ontology annotation, cellular component: endoplasmic reticulum; membrane. Bases 280 to 1128 code for a protein of 282 amino acids. NCBI's taxonomy places the organism in Eukaryota, Metazoa, Arthropoda, Insecta, Lepidoptera, Crambidae. Gene Ontology annotation, biological process: phosphatidic acid biosynthetic process.